This is a messenger RNA of Pisolithus orientalis, 1996 nucleotides long. RefSeq names its product FAD binding domain-containing protein. Bases 151 to 1962 code for a protein of 603 amino acids. The record is from RefSeq and is a predicted model, not a curated record. Lineage: Eukaryota; Fungi; Basidiomycota; Agaricomycetes; Boletales; Pisolithaceae. Gene Ontology annotation, molecular function: FAD binding. The transcript is spliced from 11 exons.
AUCGACGUUACGAAUGGCGAGCUGUACUGGCCCCAAUAUCCUACCGAAUUGGCUGCGAUCCUGUGCUGCUCCCUUAAUAAGUUCCAGGUUCAAGUGGGGUUUUGUAUAUAGGGCCCUAGGUCGCGUGCUAGCACCUUGUCUAGACACAAGAUGACAACUCGCACAACUCCCGUACUUGUGGUCGGAGCAGGUCCAGCAGGCCUGGUCGCGGCCCUGACGCUUGCGAGGAACAAUGUGCCAGUGCGUAUCAUAGAGAAAGAAUCCCAAUACCGACGCGGACAGCGCGGUGCGGGCAUUCAGCCUCGCACAUUCGAAGCUUUCCACUUCCUACGUGUUCCCGAGAUCCACGAACGCGCAUCCUUUUUCCCUCUCCUUCAGGAGCACAACAAGGGUUCUCUUGAACCUCUGAAUACGUUCCCCAUGACACCCUAUAUGGAACCCACACCGGCGAUCCCAUACUAUAACUGCAAAGCAAUGGGUCAACAUGUACUCGAAGCAAUCCUGCGCGAGCACCUCGCCAAGCUUGGUUGCACAAUCGAGUUAGACACUCGACUAGUAUCAUUCACCCAAGACGAGAAAUGCGUCAGAGUGAAGCUUGCAAACCGUCGCGGCGACGACGGGGAAGAAGUCGAGGAGGAUAUAGAAGUAGCGUACUUGAUCGGUGCAGAUGGAGCGAAGGGUGUGACGAGGAAGCAACUCGGGCUUACCUUUCUUGGAACUACCAGGGAAGAUGAUUUCAUAGUACUAGGGGAUAUCCGUUUGGAAGCCAAGGGCCUUGAUCGGGACCACUGGCACUUUUUCGGCACAAUGUCGCGAGCUAUGAUCACACUCCGCCCUACCGACGAACUCGGCAAGGAUGGAUGGCAGUUCGUGAUGAGUAGUCGCAAAACUGACCUUAAAGGUCUCGUUCGAGACAAAGAGGCUGUUGUGAACUGUAUAAAAGACUUCCUAGGCCUCGGAAACAAUGUGCAGGUCAAAGAGGUCAUUUGUGUUUCAGAGUUCAGACCCAACAUACGGCUUGUGAACAAGUUUGGAGUGGGAAGGAUUUUUGUUUGUGGAGAUGCUGCUCAUGUUCACAGUCCAGCUGGCGGACAAGGUCUGAAUUCAAGUGUCCAGGAUGCACUUAACGUGGCCUGGAAAAUUGCAUUGGUUUACAAAGGCCUAUCCCCAGCAUCCCUCCUCGACACUUAUACCACCGAACGGCUGCCCGUGAUUACUGAAAUGCUUGGUUUCACCACCGAACUGCACGAUCGCACGUUUGACCAAUCCAACGGUGAAAGCGACAGCUCAAAACAAGUAAAAUUUAACUUGGAAGAUGCAAUGCGUCGCGGAGGGAAGUUGUACAUGCUCGGCGUGAACUAUCGUAACAGCCCGAUCGUCGUUGACGAGUUCGCGCCCGUUCCUGCUUCGGGAGCUGAAGGAACACGUAGUGCGUAUGGAGACACCCAAGAGGGCGUCUUGCGGGCAGGCGACCGUGCACCUGAUGCACCGGGACUCGUACCCACUUCACUGAACCGCGCAUCAUGCAGCAUUUCGAGUGGUUAUCAGUCAAAUGGAAUGGCUGAGAGCACCCGUAUGUUUGAUAUGUUCGCGUCGACGCAUCACACCGUUAUCAUCUUCGCACCAGCCUUCGCUGACGCUGAAGUGCGAUCGGUACUGGUGACCCUGGAUCAGAGUCUUCGGAAGAAGUUGGUAAGGCGCGUAGUUGUGCUACCUGGACCUUUUCCCGAAGCGGAUGGGCCCGUCGAUAUCUCUUCUGGGGAAGGCCAAGCCAUCGACGCCGAUAUACUCGUCGAUCAGGCUGGUCACGCGUACCGGGGGUAUGUUGUUGAGACGCAAGAGAUCAAGGUUGUGGUCGUACGUCCGGACGGGGUGGUGGGUGCAAUUGUGCGCGGUGUGACGGGGUUGGAACAAUACUUUGAGGGCGUGUUUGGGAAGACGGAGGGUAUGCGCGCCAAGUAGGAUCGAUUCUCGUACUGGCUCGUCAAUUUCGGCA